This is a messenger RNA of Neospora caninum, 1782 nucleotides long. RefSeq names its product phosphopantethiene--protein transferase domain containing protein. Gene Ontology annotation, biological process: fatty acid biosynthetic process; rRNA processing. The transcript has 6 exons. Lineage: Eukaryota; Apicomplexa; Conoidasida; Eucoccidiorida; Sarcocystidae. Gene Ontology annotation, molecular function: holo-[acyl-carrier-protein] synthase activity; metalloendopeptidase activity; magnesium ion binding. The record is from RefSeq and is a predicted model, not a curated record. Bases 1 to 1782 code for a protein of 593 amino acids.
AUGGCCGAAGUCGACGCCUACCUUGACUCUCUCGAAAGAGACGAGGCACGUCGAGGCAGGGCUAGGAAGCCUCGUGGCAACGCGCGGAACGCGUCCGUCGUCAGAGCCUGGGGGAAGCCCGCGUCCUCGCUCCGAGGCUGUUCGUCGCCGGCUUCGUCCUCUGUGCGCGAGCCGCGUUCCUCGUCUUCUCAGGCAUCUGCGCCGCGCCAUGCGCGUCCACCUGCUGACGCGCGCGAGCUGCCUCUGUCCAGUUGCGAGCAUCGACGUGCAGGUCUCCUGCAUGCGGCAGACGCCGCAGCGACGAGAAAGACAAGCAGAAAAGAAGACGCGCGACAGGAGCACGGAGUCGAAAGCCUAAAGCAGAGGGUGGACGGAGAACCCGCCGGCGUAGGCGUCGAAGAUUGGGGUGAAGGCGAGGUCACCAUCGAUCGCGAUGAAGACAGUCUAUUUCCUCUAGAUGAAGGCUUGCUUGCGAGGCAAGCGAGCGCCGUGCUGGAGAUCUUAGGGGCUCCGACAAUUACCUCGGAGUCUCGCGUGUCUUGCCGGUUCUCCGCAGGCGUCAUUCAGGCGGCGAUCGAUGCGGACCGACGGGAAGUCGAAAAACUUGCAGAUGACGGCAGCCAAUUCUUCUGCCAAGGAAGUGGAAUUAAGGACCUUCUGAAACUGCGGCUGUCGGUUCCUGAGCGCCUGCCGCUUCUCUUCAUGCAUGCAUCUUUGCACCUUCUCGGAUUUGAUCACGAGGAAGAUGAGCAGGCGGCAGAGAUGGAAGCUGUGGAGGAGGCACUGUUUGCGCGGUUUCUCAAACAGGCUCAAGCGCGAGCGUUGCUGCAGGGCGGCGGUCCGGCGGCUCCACACUUCUUCGUUGGGACGGGAUUGGACAUUUGCUCCAUUUCCCGCAUGCGCAAAUUCCUGCUGCGUCGCCUCUGUCCAGAGAGCACCGCAGCGGACGGGGAAGCGUCCGGCGGAGAUCCGCAAGACCCGGAGAAAGGGACAGAUCGUGGGAAGCGCGCGAGCAGCUGCGGACCCGAAGGCGGAAAGGAGCGCUACGCGGGAAGAGCGCAAUCACAUCUCUCUACCAGAGAAGUCGCUGCUGCGGGAGAGGGCCAAACCGCGCCAGGUGAAAUCGAGGAACCUCAACAACGACGGAAUGCGGACGCCACGAGGUGUAUGCACACCCGCCGUUUGAAGCGGGCGUUGCGGUGGAUUUUAACGCCGCUCGAAAUUCUCGAGUUUCGCCGGCAGUUCGAGGGGAUGCGCACUGCGUCGUGUGGUGGGACAGAACCCCCGACUCUGUGGGAGCGAACACAUGCAUCUGGGGAGCGAGUGAGGGCAUGCGGGACCUCUGAGAAGGCACCGAAUUCCGAGACGGACCGGGAGGCAAGCGGCCUCCACAACACGUGCGCGGGAGGGACUGGCAGCGGCACGCGUGAAACGAGAGAGUCGGAAGAAAACAAAAACCUGAUGAGCGAUAAGUCACUGAGAAAAAAGAGCGACGUCUUGUCGCGGAAUCUGCAAGGCGCGGCGGCCUUCCUGGCAGGCCGCUUCGCGGCCAAAGAGGCUCUGGCCAAAGCGAUGGGUGGAUCCGGUCUUCGAAGUCUCUCUGCACAUGGCAUACGCAUGCGCGACGUGGAGAUCUACCGCGGGCUGAACGGUCAGCCGCUAGUGCGCCUUCUCGGCGAUGCGCUGGAGCACCAGCGACAGAAGCGAAUUUCAAGUGUCUUCAUUUCCAUCACCGGCGAAGGCGACAUGGCGAUGGCAACUGCCACAGCGGUCGGCACAUAA